Periconia digitata is the source of this 330-nucleotide messenger RNA. The record is from the annotation of a GenBank genome assembly. NCBI's taxonomy places the organism in Eukaryota, Fungi, Ascomycota, Dothideomycetes, Pleosporales, Periconiaceae.
AUGGCAUCUUCCGAACCAGCCCGCUACGGAGGCUUCUCGCGCUUCGAGCUCGAGCUAGAGUUUGUGCAGUGCCUUGCCAAUCCUCGCUACCUCCAAUAUCUGGCCACGCAGAAAAUGUUUGAGAAGCCCGACUUUGUAGCCUAUCUUGGUUACCUGCAAUACUUCAAGGAGCCCCAAUACUCCAAAUAUCUCCACCACCCCGGUCCCACGCUUCGCACGCUAGAGCUGCUUCAGAACGAGCGCUUCCGGCGCGAUGUCAUAAGCCCUGAGCUCGUCAACAACCUGAUGACCCAAAGCCAGAGGAAUGCCGUUCCUGCCAACAAGGACUGA